Messenger RNA from Liolophura sinensis, 1280 nucleotides. RefSeq lists its product as uncharacterized. NCBI's taxonomy places the organism in Eukaryota, Metazoa, Mollusca, Polyplacophora, Chitonida, Chitonidae. The transcript is spliced from 4 exons. The record is from RefSeq and is a predicted model, not a curated record. The coding region runs from base 1 to 888 and encodes 295 amino acids.
AUGGAUUUACUUCCACUUCGUCUCCCACCGCUGGCCAACCAAGGAAGAAAUGGAGAGCUCAGACAGAAAAUCUUUAACGUCAGACAUAACCUAGUUAACACGAAGUUCCCUCUACCGAAAAUCCAUGCUGCACUAAAACCCGCCACACCCAUCACGCAAGAGGAGAAAGGAAAUAUCAAGGCCUCUAUGGAAGAACUAAAACUGCAACUAGCAGAAAAACUUCUUCGUGAAACUAAGAGAACAGCAGAGUUAAGAUAUCAUCAGAUGGAGGAUGAAAGGUAUUUGGAACACCUGAGGAGAAACUGGGCAGAUGUCAAGAAGGAAACCGACAAAGCAAUGGCAAAAAUAACCGGAAUCUCUGCCAGGAACGACGAAGUGCGCGAGGCGGUGAAACGACAGAACAGAGACAUGGCAGAUCUAAAGCUGAAGUACACCAUCAAGAUGUACCGCAGUCAGCGUCUGAAGGAUGCCUGUGCCAGGCUGGAGGCAGAAAUGGCGAGAGAAAUGUCACUGCAGGUCACCAGAAAGUUGGACAAAAUGCUGGAUAAUAAGUUGGAUGUCUUUACGGAUAAUGUAAACCAGAACAGUUCUGACAAACCAGUAGAAGAAUGGAAGAGGUCAAAGCAAGAGGCUUUUUUGCCUGUCAUGCCUAACACCUCAGCAAGACAUCAUCCAGCAUCGCUACAAGUGGAGGUGGCAUCUAAAGAUGGAAGUGGCUUCCAUAAAUUCAUUGGCCGGAUGUUGAAUGGUAGGAAAAGGAGGUCUGACGGAGAAGCGAGCAAAUCCAGAAAGCAAUCACCCAUUCAGUCUAUCAAGCGAAAAUGUCAGAAGCUCAUCUGCAGGUUAAAGGGUCGAAACCGGGUAACACCUAGUUCCGGGGAAAAUUAAAUGACUGUAUGCAUGCGGGCAUAUUGAAGGCUGGUUAAAUGAGAGAAUAUUACACAUGGUUUAUGCCACGAUUAAUUUCCAGUCAAUUUUGUUUGCUCGAAUUAAGGAUUUACCAAAACAUAGGCAUUUAUUACGUGUACGGUAGUUACUAUGGUGACGAUAACACACAUGUAGUGAUGGACCUUUCCGUUGACGUAUAGCAUUUCCCAAAACAUUUUCUGAUGUAAACGUUUUUGUCUAAUGUUGUGAAUGUGUUGAUACCAAUAUCAUAAUUAUUGCGAUACGCAACCCUAAACGGUUUCACUGAAUUCAGUUUGUUGUGCUAGGAACAGCUGUUAUUUGUUAGAGUAAGUCAACAGCUUGACGCUGCUGUGUUGUAAUAGUAUUUUCUG